CGAACAAUUGCCAUGGCUCUGCAGACUGCCACCCUCUACAACCAGCCAGACUACUCAGACGUGACUAUCAGAUUCAGCGGUCGAGAGGUGUUCUGCCAUAAGAUUAUCUUGUGCACAACCUCCGAGUACUUCAAAAAGCUUUGUGGCCCCGGCAGUCAUUUCGCGGAAAGCCAGCAGAAAACAAUUGAGCUGAAAGGCGACCAUCCCGACGCAGUUGAAGCGAUCUUGAAAUACCUAUACACCAAGCAAGACAACAACGAUCAAGACCACGAAUGGACUCUCCAGCUAGAGAUAGCAAAGACGGCCGAGAAAUAUCUUUUGCCUGGCGUGGCUGCAAUUGCUAAUCAGAAAUUUGUUUCUCACGCGAGUGUGAUUGCAGAGCCGCAGGCCGUCUUCGAUGCCAUAAUGCAUAUCCGCGAGCACGCUUUCUCGGAGAAGGAUUUGGCAGUCGCGAGCGAGUUGGAAAAGAAGCAUAUUUUCGCUCUCAUGAAGGUCAAUGACUUUCGCCAGCUGAUCAGCAAAGAUCAAAGUCUGAUGUGGAAGUACAUUGACCAAUUUGCUGAAUUUAUAAGCAGCAAGGCAGAAGUCAUGUUAUGCAAAUGCGCAAAGUGCACUUCCACCCUCGUGCGUCAUCCCGGGACCUUGCCAUCCCUGCAUCUUGAUCCUUCGGGAGAGGGAAUCUGCAGUAGCUCCUAUCAGACGUGCAAUAUCCUCGUUGCCAAAUUUGAUGGGGACAGGCUUCGAACGAUGUAUGAAGGGAAGACUGGGAAGUGAGAACUCGAUGAUCAAAAGCAGAAACAAUGGCUCUUG
Messenger RNA from Pseudocercospora fijiensis CIRAD86, 810 nucleotides. RefSeq lists its product as uncharacterized. The transcript has a single exon. The record is from RefSeq and is a predicted model, not a curated record. Gene Ontology annotation, molecular function: protein binding. Lineage: Eukaryota; Fungi; Ascomycota; Dothideomycetes; Mycosphaerellales; Mycosphaerellaceae. Bases 13 to 774 code for a protein of 253 amino acids. Gene Ontology annotation, cellular component: ubiquitin ligase complex; cytoplasm.